Aspergillus saccharolyticus JOP 1030-1 is the source of this 693-nucleotide messenger RNA. RefSeq lists its product as uncharacterized. NCBI's taxonomy places the organism in Eukaryota, Fungi, Ascomycota, Eurotiomycetes, Eurotiales, Aspergillaceae. The record is from RefSeq and is a predicted model, not a curated record. The transcript is spliced from 2 exons. The coding region runs from base 1 to 693 and encodes 230 amino acids.
AUGAGGCUCUUUUCUGUCUUUCUCUAUUUUCUUUGCUGUGCCACGAAAGGCAAGGCGGCCGACACAGCUGGCAUCUUUGAAACCCUGUUCCACUAUUAUGCCUACCGCAUCGAGUUGAGCGCAUUUCCAGACCAGGGAGACAGGAUGAUUGCCUGGGGAUGCGUGCCCGCCACCGGCACUGUGUGUACUUUCUAUGAAUUUGUGCAGGCUGUCAGGGAUCCAGGAACGACCGCCAUCAAUAUCGAUGCCGCGAACACAAUCCUGCCUCCAGUGGAAGACGCGGAUAUGACUUUCGCCGAUAUGAGAUUCGUGGGUACAUAUGAGCUAGCGAGUCUCUACAGAGAUGCUAGCAGGUUAAACCAUGUCAAACUGCUGGCCACCAUCACCAAUCGUGUUCAAGAAGCGCAGAACCUGGUCAAAACCCAAGCGUCCUUUCACGAAAGGUAUCCGGGUGUCACCCUCUACGAGACCGAAGAAAAGCUAGACAGUGUUAUCAUCAAGGUCAUUGACUGGGUCAAAACAGCCGAGGUUCAAGCCUCGCGAAGUAACUCGAAGGCGACAGCCCUCCAGACCAGGUACAAGAAGUGGGGAAGCACCACGCCAGGCUCGGAAUACAGGCACCAUCAGAAUAUACUGCGUGCCUUUGCGAUAAACCGAAAUGUCCUCAAUGCGGUUCCCAGCUGUCGCGCCUAG